AAGAUAAUUCUGGUGAUCUGAGAAUGUACGCGAAAUCUGUGAAAUCUACUACGAAGUACGCUAUAAUUGACGAAGAUGAAGUAGUGGGUAAAUGGAAAAAUGUUAGUUCUGACGACAAUGACGACGACGAUGUCGCACCCGCAACUUUUGUGCUGUCAUUUAAUUCAUAUGAAUCGAUAGAUUACACUGAAUUAGCUAAUGAAGAGAACUCUAAAAGAUGGAGGCCGAUUGGUGCUGAUGAGGACGAGGCACCACAAAUUGUACAGAAUUUAACAGAAUCCUUAGACAACGAUCCGGUAGAAGAUCCCAGUCCAAAACGGAAGAAACGUCGAACUCAUUCUUCAGACAAACGUAUGGCGUCUGGAUUAAGUGUUGGUUUGCAGACAGUUGAUGAAGUGAAAAGAGACUUGGAACGUAUCGAAAAAGAAACUAAGGACAAAUUAAAUAUGGAUCCUUCACGAUCCGGACGUGAUGCGGAGACUGUAUAUCGUGAUAAAUAUGAUGAUAAAGAAUUAAACGAGGAACAAAAAUCAAAAGAACGUUGGAAUGAUCCAGCUGCACUAUUUUUAACUAAAAAAAGUAAAAAAAAAGAACCAAGCCGUCCUAAGUAUCAAGGUCCACCUCCACCUCCUAAUCGGUUUAAUAUACCACCAGGUUAUAGAUGGGAUGGCAUAGAUCGUUCUAAUGGAUUCGAAAGAGCGUACUUUGAGAAGCGUAACGCGAGGUCUGCAAUGGCUGGUGAAGCUUACAGCUGGUCAGUUGAAGACAUGUGA
This is a messenger RNA of Racocetra persica, 773 nucleotides long. Lineage: Eukaryota; Fungi; Glomeromycota; Glomeromycetes; Diversisporales; Gigasporaceae. The record is from the annotation of a GenBank genome assembly.